Messenger RNA from Tetrahymena thermophila SB210, 399 nucleotides. RefSeq lists its product as hypothetical. The transcript has a single exon. Lineage: Eukaryota; Ciliophora; Oligohymenophorea; Hymenostomatida; Tetrahymenidae. The record is from RefSeq and is a predicted model, not a curated record.
AUGCCAAUUGGCUUAUCAAUCUCCUCGAUUUCAUUUUAUCUCAUCAAAAUAUUUUAUCCUUUACAGAAUGCUUCCAAAGCCAUUAAUUCAGCAGUUUGCUAUGAAACAUAUUUCUCAACUAAGUUACGCUUAUCGUAAACGUUACGCUUGUCAAAGAGUUCCUUCUCGAGAGAGCCUCUAGCAUAGAAUUAGCCACCUUCAAGCACAACCUUCGAUGAGCCUGGAUUGAUGCAAAGCUCCUUCAAUGCGUAAGAAGCACAUCCAGCUGUGUGCAAGACUAACUUAUAAUUGAAAUUUUUUAAUAGCUAUUUCAUUUAGUUUGUGCGAUUGUAAUUCUCUAUAUUAAUGGGUGAAUCUGGUUAGUUCAUUCCUUUUUUUAUAUUUGAAUUUAUAAAUUGA